Molecule: messenger RNA, 1516 nt
Organism: Tripterygium wilfordii
Lineage: Eukaryota; Viridiplantae; Streptophyta; Magnoliopsida; Celastrales; Celastraceae
Exons: 3
Coding region: 296-1372 (358 amino acids)
Source: RefSeq, a predicted model, not a curated record
UCUCCAUCUUCUCUCUACAGCCACCUGCAUCCCGAUCUAUACACCUUACAAUGGAUCUAGAAACUCGAGCUUCUUUGUGUCCACAGCUUCACCCACCUGUUGAUUGAUCUCUACACCUCAGUCGAUCCAGAAUCAGAAGCUUCUUUGCGUCAACAGCUUCACCUACCUGCAUCCCGAUCUGUAGACCUCAGUCGAUCCAUUCACAUCACAGCUUCUUAUUUGUGUCCACAGCUUCAGAGCUUCAGAGAGAUUCAUUUGGUGACUUCAUUUUCCUCUUACCCCCUUGUGUUUAGCGAUGUCACGAAAAGGAAAAGAUAAAGUUGGCUCAGUUGAAGGUGGUGACUAUGAUAAGGUUAGAUGGGACGACAAAACUACUGGAGUGCUAGUAGAAUUAUGCUAUGAGUUAAUGAAAUCUAUAAACAGGGUUCCUGGUAGUCGGAUCCCCAAGAUUGAAUGGGAGGAUCUCAUCGUCAAAUUUAAUGCCAAGACAAAAUUGUGUUGGCCAAAGCAUGCUUUGAAAAACAGAUGGGAUGCACUCAGAAAGGAUUGGACCUUGUGGACGAAAAUGAUGUCUAAGGAUACCGGUAUUGGAUGGAAUCCUGAGUUGGGUACGGUUGAUGCUACUAAUGAAUGGUGGGAAGAAAGAUUUAAGGAGAACAAGGAGUAUGCCAAGUUUCGCAAACAUGGAUUCAAGUUCAAACAAGAACUUGAGUUUUGUUUUGCAGGGACGUAUGCCACUGGUGCAUAUCGAAGGGCACCUUCAAGUCGUGUGGUACAGACUCAAAAUACAUCCGUGCGGAUUGAAAAUCAGAACCAGGAGGACUCAGAUGGUUUUCAGGCAUGGUUUGAUGAUGAACCCUAUGUGCCUGAUCCACCCUUGCAGGACUUGAACAUUGAUAUCAGCCCAGUACGAGUGGUGAAUGAACACCAUGAUGAGGUCUAUUCUACAGCUACGUCCCCGCUAAAAGUUCAGUCAGUAACACCAACACCUUCAAAUGGUAGCUUUCGUAAAAGGUCUUCUCAAAUGAGUGGUAGCAGGAUUCGCAAGAAGCAAGCCACCAACAAGGAUGAACACAUGGUUGAGCUGGUACAAGCUGUGCAGAACGUGGCUGGGAGAUUGAAUUCACCUUCACAUGGUUCAAGCAUGGGAGAUAUUGGAGUGCAAAGCCAGUAUGGUAGAGCUACUGCAAUUCUGAAGAAAAUGUUACAUGAACAACAUUUGAGUACAGAUUUGUAUUUAUUUGCAGUGGACUUGUUGCGGGACAACAUGAACAGCGAAUUCUUUAUCGACUGUGAUGAUUUACUACGAUUGCCUUUUAUAGAGAGGAAGUUUACUCAAUAUCAGAAUGGGAAAAACUUCGCCGGUUUGUGAAUUCUGAAUCUUGCUUGACUUGCUGAUUUUGUGGUUACAUUUCUGGGGUGACACGCAUUUUAACCACUAGUUUUUGUAUUAGGGUAUAUGUAUUAUGUUUAUUAUGGAAUGUUUAUUAAGGUACUAUGUAUUAUGUACAUGUUG